Molecule: messenger RNA, 1475 nt
Organism: Aphidius gifuensis
Lineage: Eukaryota; Metazoa; Arthropoda; Insecta; Hymenoptera; Braconidae
Product: mitochondrial import inner membrane translocase subunit TIM50-C-like
Exons: 5
Coding region: 245-1441 (398 amino acids)
Molecular function (GO): phosphoprotein phosphatase activity
Source: RefSeq, a predicted model, not a curated record
UAGGUAUAUAUAUAUGAGAAAAAAAAUUAAUAAAUACAAUUGAAAAUAUAACAACAAAUUAUAAUUAAUAAUAAAUAUUAAAUGCUCUAGACAGACACGCAUACAUAUCUAUGUAAAUACAAGUGCAUAUUUACAAGUCACACAAACACAUACCUACACAUAUUUAUUAUUUAUUGAUACAUGCCAAUACAUGCGGUGUGUGAAUUAACAAAAUAACAAGUUUCAUCAUACAGAGAAUAGAAUAAUGGCAUUUGCUAUUCGAAGUUUAAGAAUAUUAUGCAAAAAAUCCAAUGUCAGUUGUAAUACAUCAUAUUCAACACUUGGUAAACCAUUGAUGAGAUUAAAUUUAAUAUCUGCAUCACCAAAAUUGUUUUUUCAUUCAUCAGGAAAUAAAACUAUAUCUCCAAAAAUUGGUGGUAAAUUGUCAUCAAAUAUUCGUUCAUCACCAAUUGCUAAAUUAGUAGAAAAUUUUAAUGACUCUAAUCAAGAUGAUCCAAUUAGUAGACAAAAAAAAGAACAAGAAGAGGAAGAAGAAUAUAGAAAACAACGUGAACAAUCAUGGAAAAUGAUGAAAUGGAGUUUUAUAUUAUUUGGUGUUGCAACAACAAUUGGUGGUUCAUUGUUUAUUUAUGAAUUAGUUAAACCAACUUAUGAUGAAGAUGGAAAAAUUAUAGAAGAUGAAUUUUCACAAUUGCCAUUCUAUGAAAUGAUAUGGAAAAGACUUUGUAAAGAAUUAAAUUAUUACAAAAAAUUUGUUCAAGAACCAAGUGGUGAUAAAUUAUUACCAGAUCCAUUAAAGUAUCCUUUUAUGCAGCCACCUUAUACACUUGUUUUAGAAAUGACUGAUCUUCUUGUUCAUCCAGACUGGACAUAUCAAACUGGUUGGAGAUUCAAAAAACGUCCAGGUGUAGAUCAAUUUUUAGAGCAACUAACAAUGCCAAACUUUGAAAUUGUCGUUUACACAGCUGAACAAGGACAUAUAGUAUUUCCAAUACUAGAUUCACUUGAUCGAAAUGGAUACAUUAUGUAUCGACUUGUUCGUGAUGCAACAAGAUUUAUUGAUGGUCACCAUGUAAAAGAUCUUGAUGCUCUUAAUCGUGAUUUAAGUAAAGUUAUUGUUAUCGAUUGGAAUCCAAACAAUGUUAAACUUCAUCCACAAAAUGCUCUUGUAUUACCAAGAUGGAAUGGCAAUGAUGAUGAUACAACACUCAAUGAUCUUGCUGCAUUUUUAAAAAUGAUACAUGCCACAAAUGUUGCUGAUGUACGUGAUGUUAUUACUUAUUAUCAACAAUUUGAUAAUCCACUUGAGGCAUUUAGAGAAAAUCAACGUAAAUUAUUACAACAAAUGGAAGAUGAAAAAAUGCAAAAACAACAAAUGCAAAAUUCUAAAACAUUAACAUCAAGAUGGAGAUCAUCAUUUGUAAAACCUCAAACUAGUUAAUAAUUGAAAAAAAAAAAAAAAAAAAAAAAAAAAC